ACCGAAUAUAGCUGUGGACACUGGUGGCGCCAUUUGUAUUGGUUUCAUACAUACAUACAUUAUUUUUAACUCAGUCGGCUGCGACCCCUCAUUUAUCCCGGAAAACUCGGCUCCAGCUUGAACCGGACUAUCAGUUCAAUGCACCCACGAUGGUCACCUCCGCCCCAGUUACAUAUCCGUUUGUGUGGAUAUUCGGGAUUUCAACUGUUAUCGUUCUUCUCAUUGUCGUCUUCAUCUGUAUCCGAAGAAAGAAGAAAAAGUAUAAGUUCCUUGGAAGCAUGGACAUUGCAACAGUCUUUGGACAGAUCACAGCAGAAGACAACGCUGAAAUGCGAGCAAACGAGCCAGACCCUUUGUUAUGCCCAUCUGGUGCUUCUGGAAACGCUGCUCAACACGCGAACAAGCGUGAACCAACAGCCUCGGGGAGCUCUAAGAGAACUGAGAGUAAGUCGUGUUUUGCAAAUCAGCAACCAGCGGUGAACAUGGGUGGUUGUCGUCAGAAAAGUAAGUCAACAUUUCAUGCUACGUUACGAGACUUUAACGUCGAGACUAGCCCAGAGAAUGGCACUGCCAAAAAUUCCAAGCCUAACAGAGGUCCCAGAAGCGACUAUGAGGGAAUAUAUCUGAAACAUCCUAAUCGUAAUCCUUACAAAUCUAGGCCGCUCCCACAAAUUCAACCUUCACAGUUGAUAUUAACAGAAGAAGAAAGGGCAUCCCUUCCAGAAAAUGCUCUGAGAAGAUUGCAAUCACAGUCACUAAAGCACAACCUAGUCUCUAACUUUCAUGCAGACCCUGCGAAUCGUCCUCAGUCCGUUUCUACUGAGCACGUCCCAAAGAAUCUAUCUAAGCAGACUUAUAAGUCUCGUAAAGGUAACCAGAAAAAUACUCUACCAAUGGCGAAUUCAUCUAACAUGGCAAGGCGUCCUCUUCCACCAAUUCAAAUGGAUGGAAACAAACCACUUUUGCAGUCAGACAAGAACAUGAAAAAACAGGAGACUCCAGGUGAAAAGAGGAUAAUGUGCGUUAAACCUCUUCGUCCAGAACAGUUUGCGGUCAGCACUGAUUCCGUUGGCAAUCCUGCAGGGCUUAAAGGAUCACCAUCUGCCAAAAAGAAAACAAAAAACAAAAAACCAAAAGAUAUUUCUUUUGAAUUUCCAAAGAAGCCAAAAUCCUACGGAAAUACGAAAGGAGAUAAUAUUAACAAACCACAAGUAAAGGAGGAUUCAACAAAGACUCUCAAACUCGAUCGAGAUCGUAGCAAUAGAGCUCUCGAGUCCCCACAACAGGUAUAUGCACUGAAAUAUAUCCCUGAUAAUUACUCUGACGCGCCUAAGAAUCAACAAGUAGAUUACCAGAGACGCAAUAUUCUUAGUGGCACUUCUGAAGAUGGUCAGAAUGAACAGAGGACCACGCAACUAACACCGUCAGGUUCUAGUAAGUCAAGUCCAAGUCAUUUCACUGUUGAAGGAAAGUCAAAUACGACUGCAAACUUGUUCAAGUAUUUCUCUGAAGACAUAACACUACCUUCAAAUGAACUGGAAGCAGACCCGUCACGAUCUGUACAGACUGAAGGACAAUCUGAAACACACAAUCUGAUGAAGCCAAAUGGCAAAACAGAAGAAGACGCGACAGUACAGCUCUUAACAAAUGGUUUACCCAAUACAGGACCAUCAGUUGCCAAAAUCUCAUCCAUUGAACAAUCAACAGUGGAUAAUACUGAACAUGUUCUCAGUGCUCAUAACUCAAAUGGCAAAAUGUCGAAGAACAAAGACAUGUCGCAAGCCAUAUCAAGUGAUCCACAUAACCUUGGUGUCCCCAAAAAUGACCAACCCAAAGAUGCCUUAUCGGCUGAAGUUGAAAAUGAACCCGAACUACAACUCACACCCAAAGACGUGCUAGAAACGAAGACACCAGAGCUUCAGGUACUAAAAUCAGCACCUGAGGACCCAGUUUCACUGAAAUCGCCCGAUACCAAAGCGCCACUGGCAACAGAAGAUGUGUAUGAGUCAGGCAAUGUUAAGGCAGAGAUGCAACCAAGUCUGAGACCUGCGAAUAAAGAAGGAAAGCUUGAUAAACCAAAGGAUGCGAAGCCCAAGGCGAAGGUUUUCUCCAUUCCAAGGGGAGGUAGUGGCAUGUUAGGGGAUCUUUGUCAGUUGUAGCCGCAACAAAAGAAAACCAGAUACAGUACAUAUACAUGGCAGGGGUAACACGCCCGAGUUAUGACUGGCUUGGUGGAUAUAAAUAAUAUGCACCAGUGCAAUAUAUGUCCGUCAAAAGAUUGUAUCAAUGGAUAGACAGGAUAUACACUAGUGCAAUAUAUGUGAAAUUUACUAUAAUUGAUGGAUAUACAUGAUAUGCACUAGUGCAAUAUAUCUUCGCUUAAUGAGGGGAUCUAUGGAUAUAAAUAAUAUGCACCAGUGCAAUAUAUGUCCGUCAAAAGAUUGGAUCAAUGGAUAUACAUGAUAUACACUAGUGUAAUAUAUUUGAAAGUACUGGCUGGAUUGAUGGAUACACAAGAUAUGCACUAGUGCAAUAUAUGCCCGUCUAAUGACUGGAUCGGUGAUUAUUCAUUACAUGCACUUCUGUGGCAUAUGCCAGCGGAAUGUCUAAAUAGGUGGCCAGGUAUUGUAUUGUAUGCCAUAGCGCAAACUAUUCACGUGUAAACACUGCAUUAAUGCACACUAAUAAAAGUGCUUUGACAGUUUUUUGUCCGGAAUUGGAGAUUGGGGACUAAUCAUCUUGGGGGUAAUGCAGUAUUGAUGUUUAGUCAUAUACGGUUAUCGCGUUCGUCUAAUGUGAUGAAAUUCUCUCUGUUUGUAAUAUUGCAAUAAAACAUAUUCAACUACACA
This is a messenger RNA of Haliotis rubra (blacklip abalone), 2849 nucleotides long. RefSeq lists its product as uncharacterized. The record is from RefSeq and is a predicted model, not a curated record. Bases 150 to 2159 code for a protein of 669 amino acids. The transcript is spliced from 4 exons. NCBI's taxonomy places the organism in Eukaryota, Metazoa, Mollusca, Gastropoda, Lepetellida, Haliotidae.